GGCGCCUGGAGCCGUCGCAGCGCGCGAUGGGCUGCCGAGCCCGAGGUGCGGCAACACCUGGACUUCCACGCAGGGGACGCGAGCACCUUUUGGAUGUCCUGGGACGAGUUUCUGCAAACCUGGCGGACUGUUGCCGUGGUGGAAAGACCAAUGCAGAUUCGAGCUUUGCACUUCGAGGUCAUCGGCGACUCCUUCUGUGACCCAGCCGCCGCAUGCCUGCUUGGAUGCGCGUCAUUUUGGGCUGGCGAGGGCUGUCAAAGACUUUACAGCCCCGACGCACGUGGCGUACACGGCGAGACCUACUCACUUCAGGCCACGCCUUCUCUCACGUUGAUCGGCAAGGACGUCGACAAGGAAUGA
Molecule: messenger RNA, 360 nt
Organism: Symbiodinium necroappetens
Lineage: Eukaryota; Dinophyceae; Suessiales; Symbiodiniaceae
Source: the annotation of a GenBank genome assembly